This is a messenger RNA of Triticum dicoccoides, 1593 nucleotides long. Its product is annotated as putative F-box/FBD/LRR-repeat protein At5g44950. NCBI's taxonomy places the organism in Eukaryota, Viridiplantae, Streptophyta, Magnoliopsida, Poales, Poaceae. The record is from RefSeq and is a predicted model, not a curated record. The transcript has 3 exons. Gene Ontology annotation, molecular function: protein binding. Bases 1 to 1455 code for a protein of 484 amino acids.
AUGGCGGCGGAGGCAGGCGCUCCUGGUUAUAAGUUAAGGAAGAGGAAAGCAACAGCACACGAGGUGCCCGGAUCGGAUGCAGAGGGAGGAGGCGCCGGCGUCGAUCGCAUCAGCGACCUCCCCGACGAGGUCCUCGGGGACAUCGUCUCGCUCCUCCCCACCAAGGAAGGCGGCCGCACCCAGGUCCUCGCCUCCCGGUGGCGCCGCCUCUGGCGCACCGCCCCGCUCAACCUCGACCAGCGUUCCUUCUUACGCGACGAGGAGGGCCUCGAUGUCAUCAUAUCGCGCGUCCUCGCCGCCCACCAGGGCCCCGGCCGCCGCUUCUCCGCCCCCGUCUACCACCUCGCCGGCGACCGAGCGGAUGCCUGGCUCCGGUCCCCCGCCCUCAACAGCCUCCAGGAGCUCGAGCUGUGCAGCUUCAGUCACAAGUUACCGCGUCCACCGGCAACGGUGCAGCUGCCGCCCUCGGCCGCCUUCCGCUUCUCUGACACGCUCUCUGUUGCCGUCAUCGGAGAUUGCCACCUUACCGGCGACAUCAUUCAAUCGCUUCACUUCCCUAAGCUUCAGAAGCUCGCGCUUCAGAGGGUCAGCAUAUCUGAAUCCUCGCUGCACGCCAUGAUUGCCGCUUGCCCUGCUCUGGAGUGCUUGCUUAUUCAGAACAGUGGGGGCUUCAGUUGUGUCAGAAUCAACUCCAUUAGACUUAGAAGCAUUGGUGUGAGCGGUCAUAGCAAUCGGACAGAGACCAAAUUUAAGGAACUCAUCAUCGAGAAUGCCCCUUGUCUCGAAAGCUUGCUCACACUUGGUUCAUGCGAGUGCCGUCUUAUAUCGGUGAUCUCCGCGCCUAAACUGGAGGUCAUGGGCUGCCUUUCUACUCAUUAUGGUAUUACAAUCUCGUUUGACUCGGCACCGUUUGACUCGACGGUUAUUCAGCGAAUGAGGGUUGACCGUCUGACGACAGCGGUGCGCACUGUCAAGAUUUUAGCUAUUCUUAUGCAUUCUCUUAGUCUUGAUGCUGUUCUUGGCUUGAUGAGAUGCUUUCCGUGCUUGGAAAAGUUGUACAUUGAGUCAAGUGGACCAGGGAUUAGCAACUUACGGCGUCGUAAACACCGGACUCUUAUAAGAUCACUUGACAUCCCUCUGAAGACCAUCGUAUGGAAUUAUUAUCGGGGAAUUAAGUCACAUGUUGACUUGGCCACAUUUUUUGUACUAAACGCUCGCGUGCUAGAAUUAAUGACUUUUGAGGUUAAUGUUGAAGAUUUCAACGAGGAGUUUUUUGCACAACAUCAUAAGAAGCUUCAGGUGGAUAGUAGGGCCUCAAGAGGUGCUCGGAUUCGUUUUACUACCGAUUGGUGCUAUAAUUACCAUAUGAAGCUUAGUGUCCAUGAUUUGGGUCGAGCUGACCCCUUUGAAAGGACACACCCUUUGCAAGGAGAUACCACUUUUGAGCUUUGCUAACUGUUAGUUUCUUUAAGUUUGUAUUAUCUUGGAACCUUAUUAUCAUAAUGUUAGUUCUGUUGAAACCAAUUUGUAUUCAGCUCGUUUAAGUUCGUAUUAUCUUGGAACCUUACGGCAGUUAAGCAUGCUAUAUAUUUU